Molecule: messenger RNA, 3049 nt
Organism: Portunus trituberculatus (swimming crab)
Lineage: Eukaryota; Metazoa; Arthropoda; Malacostraca; Decapoda; Portunidae
Gene: dbo
Product: kelch-like protein diablo
Exons: 12
Coding region: 243-2102 (619 amino acids)
Molecular function (GO): protein binding
Source: RefSeq, a predicted model, not a curated record
UCACAUGUGCAGACAAUUUCAUGUUUUCCUAUUGCUCUUUUUUUUUAUUAUUAACUUAAGACAAGGCUAACUGAUCAUGCAGUUCAGAAUGUCUUGCAUGUAAAGAUUGUGGAAAACAGAAAAAACUUACGAGCAGCAAUCCAUUGCCUUGCCAGGAGGUGGAGGAGCCAGGGACUGUGGCUUUUUGGUCAGCCUGGCCUGUGGUGACUAUAGUUGAAUGCUACUCACAUGAUUUGGUCCUCAUGCACUUGCAUCUAUUAGAUAUUAUGGAAGCUACGUCAGAAAACAUGAUAAAUCUCCGAGUAGGACAGACCGGCGUUGGCCGGGUGACGGGUGGGGAUGAUGACACGCUUGGGGUGGGAGAAACUUCCAUUGGGUCUCCUCCCUCUCCCAUUGGCCUGCGCUACACCUCAGACAAGCACUCCAAGGUGGCGCUGGCCAACAUCAACAUGCUGCAGAAACGGCGGGAGUUGUGUGAUGUGGUUCUCAUUGUGGGCAGCCGAAAGAUUUUUGCACACAGAGUGAUCCUCUCAGCAUGCAGCCCCUACUUCCAUGCCAUGUUCACCUCUGAGCUACUGGAGGCUCGGCUGACAGAGGUUCCAAUCCGUGACAUUGAUGAGGAUGCUGUUGAUCUGCUUGUCAAUUUCUGCUACACCUCAGAGAUCACCAUUGAGGAAUCCAAUGUACAGACUCUCCUGCCUGCUGCUUGCUUGCUUCAUUUGCAAGAAAUUCAAGAUGUCUGUUGUGAGUUCUUAAAGCAGCAGCUGCAUCCAUCUAAUUGCCUUGGCAUUCGGGCCUUUGCUGACACCCAUGCCUGCAGGGACCUCCUUCGCAUUGCUGAUAAGUUCACUCAGCAUAACUUUCAGGAGGUGAUGGAGGGUGAGGAGUUUAUGGAUCUACCAGUGCGUCAACUGAUGGAUAUCAUCUCCAGUGAUGAACUUAAUGUGAGGUCAGAGGAACAAGUGUUCAGUGCAGUGAUGGCUUGGAUCAAAUACAAUGUCACUGAGCGACGUCCCUACCUGGCUCGGGUUCUAGAACAUGUGAGGCUGCCGCUCCUCAGCCCUAAGUUUCUUGUUGGCACUGUAGGGUCAGAUCUCCUCAUAAAGAGUGAUGAGGCAUGCCGAGAUCUUGUAGAUGAGGCCAAGAACUAUCUGUUGCUGCCCCAGGAGCGACCUCUCAUGCAGGGGCCGCGGACACGACCGCGCAAACCUAUCAAGACUGGGGAAGUCCUCUUUGCAGUGGGUGGUUGGUGCAGUGGUGAUGCCAUUGCCUCGGUGGAGAGGUUUGACCCCACCACGUGUGAGUGGCGGAUGGUGGCACCAAUGAGCAAGCGGAGAUGUGGAGUUGGGGUGGCAGUGCUGUCAGACCUCUUGUAUGCGGUGGGUGGCCAUGAUGGGCAGUCAUACCUGAACAGUGUGGAAAGGUAUGAUCCUCAAACGAACCAGUGGCUGUGUGAAGUGGCUCCAACUAGCACUUGCCGCACCAGUGUGGGUGUGGCUGUGCUGGAUGGUUACCUGUAUGCUGUGGGUGGCCAGGAUGGUGUUUCCUGCCUCAAUGUGGUGGAGAGGUAUGACCCCCAGAGUAACAGAUGGACUAAAGUGGCUUCCAUGAACACAAGGCGGCUGGGUGUGGCAGUGGCUGUAUUGGGUGGCUUCCUGUAUGCUGUGGGUGGAUCAGAUGGCCAGAGUCCACUAAACACAGUGGAGCGCUAUGAUCCCAAAGUGAACAAGUGGGUCAUGAUGCCGGCCAUGAGCACUCGCCGCAAACACCUAGGCUGUGCCGUGUACAACAACAUGAUCUAUGCCGUUGGUGGUCGUGAUGACUGCACAGAACUGUCCAGUGCUGAGCGUUACAAUCCUCAUACUAAUCAGUGGAGUCCUAUUGUGGCUAUGACCUCUAGGAGAAGUGGGGUGGGUCUGGCUGUGGUAAAUGGCAUGCUGUAUGCAGUGGGAGGCUUUGAUGGUGCCACCUACCUCAAAACCAUCGAGGUGUAUGACCCUGACCAGAACCACUGGCGGUUGUGUGGCUCCAUGAACUACCGAAGACUGGGCGGAGGCGUGGGCGUUGUCAAGCUUCCCCACAAUGAAGCACAUCUGUGGUGAUUAAACGAAGGGCUAGAAUUCUGGCUUGGGGUUACUGUCAGUGGAAAACUAGGAGUCAGAAACAACGGACUUCAUUAAACUUUUAGAAUGAGGAAGAGGGAAAUGUAGGCCACAAUGCUUUAAGUAGUGUUAAUUGGUAUUGUCUGUGUGUGUGUGUGUGUGUGUGUGUGUGUGUGUGUGUGUGUGUGUGUGUGUGUGUGUGUGUUUGUGUGUGUGUGUUGUUACAGGAUAGGAUGUGCUGAGCAACCAGGAAAUCACAAUGACAAUGUAUGCGUAUGUAUGUAGUACGUGAGUAUGACACUUAAGUUGGUUUCCUUUUUUUUUUUCCCAGUUACCUAAUUCAGUUGUCUUGCAGCAGCAUGCAUGCAAAAUAUUGUCUUGCUAAUGAACUUGUGUUGCUCAGAGGUUAUUUGAAGGUACAGCUAUGAGUGGGUUGUGACAAGAACUGAUUUGCAAGCAUUCUAAAACUUGGAAAUUUGAAAGGAAAUAUUAACUCCAAUUAUCAUGCUAGAAUUCUGCCUAUUAGGAUCACAUGAAAAUAUACUAUUGAACAUUUACAAUAUAAUUGAUUAUCUAGGCUUAUGAUAAGCAGGCCAGACCAAAUGUGUAAUGGUGGUGGUGUUAAUGGUGGAGGUGGUGAAGUUAUUCCCUUUAAGUAACAACAAAGAUUAUUUUGUAAGGAAUAGAUAUGUUUACUGGACUGUUGGUCAUUUAAUACACUUUGGUGGCAUGCUGGUGUAUCUCAUUAUAGGGCAUUCUCUCAUUGCUUGGCUAGUCUGUGUGACUUGUGGAUGCCUCUUAUAGUCAGAAUUUUAAUGUUCUAUUGACUUACGGGAAAAGGGACGUGUAUUUUCAAUACCUUUUUAACAAAGAGAGUUUUCCACUAAUUGUGCUAAAAGAUUAAAAGUAUUAAAGAUACACACACACACACACACACACACACACGA